Molecule: messenger RNA, 683 nt
Organism: Cryphonectria parasitica EP155
Lineage: Eukaryota; Fungi; Ascomycota; Sordariomycetes; Diaporthales; Cryphonectriaceae
Exons: 1
Coding region: 15-365 (116 amino acids)
Source: RefSeq, a predicted model, not a curated record
UCGACCCGGGCUCCAUGCCCAAGGAUAUCGAGGUAUGGAUCCGCGCGCCGACAGACAAGCGCAGCCGGACGCUCCAGGAUUGGAGCAGCCAGCGCUGGGGCUCCGCCCUCAGGGGCCCGGACAGCAACCGCCUCCGCCAGCGCGGAUUUGUCAAGGUCGCUGAGUUUCAGUACGACAACAGCGUCACCAAGGGCGAGAGCCAGAUCUUCAGGCUACCAGAGGAGCUGCUGAACAUGGACGCCCAGACGCGACAGGUCCUGGUGCGCGCCAAGACGAAUUACGGGGCCAAGGACCACACCUGCUUCUACCGCCUACAACUGUGGGGUGACGAGGGUGGAAACCGAGAUAUGAGCAUGGUUGAGUGAGUGAAGGAAUGAGAGAGUCCGCCUCUUUCCACGCAUAGAGGGAUAACAAACCCUCAAGACAUUGUUUGUUCGAUUCGUCGGUCGGCUAAAUGAGCCAGGAGAGAAAGUUAGGAUGUUGACGAAUAGAUGGAACAAACCCACAGAGACAUUUGUUUGGUCAGUCGGCUGACUGACCGCUUUGUGCAUUUUUAAAGAAGAAAUCAUCAGGGUGGCUAGCAAGCAUUGGCGUUUAUCGGAGAUACCCAGAAUAUUUGUACAUUUUCACCAUAGCACCCGUCUGCUCUGGAUCGGACCGAGAAUCAAUUGAACGUCCACGAC